AUGGUAAUCUCAUCGAAUCAAACAUCAUCUAUAAUCCAACCAACAACUGUAAAUCCGCCACCAAAUGAUUUAGAUUGGUAUCCAUUUCAUCCUGGUCAAUGUCCACCACCAUAUUAUGUUAUUUUACAAGGUGUUUGUGCACCAUUAAUUAUUAUAAUUUCAACUGUAUUAAAUUCAUUAAUCACUGUUGUUUUACUUCAAAAACAACUUCGUUCACCAACAAAUAUUCUUCUUCUUGCUAUUGCACUGUAUGACACACUUACAGGAUUAUUUCCUUUUCCAACAUAUAUAUAUUUGUUUACAUUUAAAAAGUGUGAUGAUUACAUGCCUUAUAAUUAUGGGUGGUUUCAUCGAAUUAAUUCUGAGGUGCUUCCGUUUACAUUUCAUACAUGCUCAAUUUGGGUGACUGUUGUCUUAGCUAUUCAACGAUAUAUAUAUGUAUGUCAUUCGGAAAAGGCUAAACAAUGGUGUACUGUACGAAUGGCUCUUAAGGCAGUAGCAUGUGUGAAUGUCUUAGCACUUAUUGUUGCAAUACCAAUGUUUGUUGAAGGUACAUUUCAUCCGAUAGCAGUUCAUUCAUUAAAAGAUCCAAACAAAAUUUUUAAUGGUUUUCGUGUGCGUGAUUACUCCAAAGACCCAAGAUUCAGUACAUUAUAUUCUGUUUAUUCGGUAUUACGUGCUUUAUUAAUUAAUGUUGGUCCAUGCACGAUACUUGUUAUAUUAAAUGCUAUACUCGUCGAACGUAUGAAAGAAGCAAAACAAAAUCGGGAUAGACUUAUGAGAAAACGCAGUCAUGAAGCUCGUGCACAAGAACAAACCAGUGUUACAUUAAUGCUUGUUAUUGUAGUCACUAUUUUUUUAAUUGUUGAAAUUCCAAUGGCACUUCAUUUGAUUAUAUCUGGUUUAUUAAGCUUGUUAAAAUCAGACUUUUUAUCAACAUUUCUAAGGCUUUCUGCUCAAUUGCUUAAUUUUGCUGUUUUAUUAUCGUAUCCAAUUAAUUUUUUUAUCUAUUGUCGUAUGUCAAGAGCAUUUCGAGAGGCAUUUACAGAACUGGUAUGUCCAUCAAAGAAUCAAUCUAGACAAAGUCGAUUACCAUCAACAACACGAUUAAUUACUAAACCAUAUAAUAACAAUGAUAAUUAUAAUCAUCUUGAAAUUAAUAAUACAAAUAUCGAAAUGAAACAUUCUGCUAUAAAAAUUCAACCACCAUCAACUGUGAUAUUCAAUCAGACAACAAAUGAAGCACUCAUCCCAUUAACACCAUCGAUGACUUCUCUACAUCUAAAUCAUAAUGGAAAAAAGCCUUCAACCGACUCAAUAAGCAAACAGCAUGUAAUUUUUCGCAAUGAUUUCCCCAUAUCAGCAACUACGAAAUUUAGUGAUUUGUAG
This is a messenger RNA of Rotaria sp. Silwood1, 1389 nucleotides long. Lineage: Eukaryota; Metazoa; Rotifera; Eurotatoria; Philodinida; Philodinidae. The record is from the annotation of a GenBank genome assembly.